Molecule: messenger RNA, 1826 nt
Organism: Verruconis gallopava
Lineage: Eukaryota; Fungi; Ascomycota; Dothideomycetes; Venturiales; Sympoventuriaceae
Exons: 1
Coding region: 1-1653 (550 amino acids)
Source: RefSeq, a predicted model, not a curated record
AUGCCUAGUUUAAAGACUGCAAAUGAUCAAGACGCGUCACCAACAAAUGAGCGCCACCUAUUCUGCAACGCCUGUGGAGAUAAAAUCUGCGAUGAAUCCGGACGCAUUGCGACAAAAUUCGUUACACAGGCGAGAGAUCCACCACGAGAACCUGUUGAGAUAGUAUCUUUGCCACGCUUCGAAGGCAGAUACAUGGUAAAGCCUGACGUCAGCAAAAAAGUCCGCUCAGAGCGGAGACUAAAGUACCGAAAGACCAUGGAAGCCUUGCACCAGGAGCUUGACAUGGCCCUAGAGUUCGCACUUGGGCGGAAAAACGAGCUCUAUGGGGUGGAUAUGAUGGAGAUGAUAAAGGCAUACCUGAAGCAGGUCAACAUGAUCGCGUGGGAAGAGUCAUGUGGCAUGUUUGACUUGCAUCAGCAUGAAUGUCAUCAGAAGGCGGAAAGGUUUAGGAAAAAAUAUAGCGAUGAGAGCGGAGAGUUCGCAGAUCCGAACGGCGGAGGCUCCACGGCAGGAAGGCAAGUCGUCGAAAUAUGCAAGAUGCAUCAACAUAACUUGUCUCUUGGCUACUGCUCUUGCUCUCAGGCUGAAUCGAGAAUGCAACAUCUAAACACAUCACAUUCGCAGGCGAGGUCUCGCCCAUCUUCCAACCCAGCUGUUCAAGAUGCGAUUCCCCCUUCAUUCUCAGGACAAGCACAAAGGAUGGCAUCUUCAGCUCGGCAAAUUAGACAGAUGGCGCCACCGACACCGAAACGUCCUGAGACAUCUAGUCAGAAUCCGCAGACGUCACAAAAUUUAGGAGUGCCAAAUCCGCAACUGCCAUCACCAGCAAUGACUUUUAAUCGAGAAUCUACACCACGUCGAAACUCGACAGUUGAGAUAUCGCCACCAUCGAGAAAUCCUCCUGAGCCGCGUCCUGUUUCACGGCAAGCGCCUAUUCAAGAAAAUUACCAGCAACAAGAAUCAAGGGAGAUGCGUAGUGCCGCUCAGAGGCAAAGAAUGGCCCACAAUAUGGCUCUAAAUUCAAAAGCGCUGACAUCAGAUCCACGAGCAUCUAGAGGAGUUCAGCCUGCCUCACAAGCCCACAAAACUACCCCAAGGCUUCCACCUAUCCCCAACUUUCCUGAGAGAGGGACAUCUCAAACGAAAGAGUCUAGCCAAAGCAAGAAACGCGCAUAUGUUGAUUUGACGGAUUCAUCGCCCCCUCUCACUACUUCGACUCCGAAAAGGAUACGUCGAAACCCUCCUGAGCUACCUUCAGCCUCUCCAAAUCCGGCGGUCCACACGAAUAGCCUCGCAAGCCAGCCACCUAUGGCCUCUUCAAUGUUAACAUCGCAAACGACGCAGACAGCAAGCUUCAAUACAUUAUUCGGGCCUAGCGGCUCCCAAUUUCACAUGCCGGACCCGGUGAUCUUCGAUCCAAUAUCGCCCACUCUCGCUCAAAACCCAACAGACUUGUUCUUUCCAGGAGAUAUACCCCUUUCAGUCGAGACGACGGACGGAGAGAUUGUACCAAUCAGGGGCUUUGUGUUCACACCAGAAGGGAAAGUCAAGAGAUUGGCCAAUGGCGCAGUCGGCGAAUAUGACGACUUCAUCAAAGCUUUUGACGCAAAAAGGGCGAGAGAGGGGUUGACUACUCAUAGAACACAAUGGUAGGUUCUUUGCUAGGUCUUGAAUGUUGUGCUAUGGGAAGGAAGGGCAAGUCGUCAAUAUCCUGAGCUGCUACUUGGCAGAGUUGAGCCCGACACCAGGUUAUCGUGGUGCGAUUGUGCAAGUUCUUCGCAGUUCUGUCGUCCGAGUGACUUGUCUCAGACCAAAUGUGUCUUAUA